AUGGCCUUCAAGUUCAUGAUUGUUAUGUUCUUGACCGCCGCAGUACUAAUUGACGCAACAGACGUGACAAUCAAUAGCUACCGCAUGAAUCCGGGAAGCGAUCCUGAUUUCUACAACCAAGGUACCUUACGAAUCACGAAGAAAUCGCGUAAUCUGUUGGUAGUUUCCGGCACCUUCCUAACGUUUGUGAACAUUGGUGACGAUUGUGUGUUCGAGUACUCAGUGCAUUACAAGAGCCCCGUGACCGGCAAUCAUCGAACAAUUUUACAGCGACAGAUGCCCUUCUGCGAGUUUAUCAAUACGGACACGUUGGUAUUGCCGAAGUUAAGAGAGGUUUCCAAUAUUGUUAAGAAAGGGGAGUGCCCUGUGCCUAAAGGAAACUACACCAUUCAGAACUACAAAUUUGAGCUUCCGGAAGCCUUGCCUUUGCCGACAGGCGAUUAUGUAGUUGGUGCACAGUUCAUAAAGGAUGGAGUCAUGAAGUUGGGCUUGGAAUGGGCUAUCACAGUAUUGGCGUAA
Messenger RNA from Armigeres subalbatus, 519 nucleotides. RefSeq lists its product as uncharacterized. Bases 1 to 519 code for a protein of 172 amino acids. Lineage: Eukaryota; Metazoa; Arthropoda; Insecta; Diptera; Culicidae. The record is from RefSeq and is a predicted model, not a curated record. The transcript has a single exon.